UAAAGUGGAUUGGCUAAUAUAACUGUUAAUGUGUAUGAUACUGAAGUCUAGAUAGAGUACAUGAUAUAAACUUAUUUUCUGUAUAGCACUAUCAAAAUACAAAUUAUUUAAAGAGGAAAUUACUAGCACGUCACACUCCUUCCGCUAAGGAUACAAACUUCCGGCUUGUUUUGUUUUGUUUCUAGAAAAGUCAGCAAGAUGGCGGAAUAUUCGGCUGUUCAGAAAGGGUCAUUAAAACUCAAAGGAAUUGGAAAUAUUUCAGCUGGUAAAAAGAAGAAGAAGAAGGACAAGGAGACAAAGCGUUUGGAAAAACAGGUGCUGACCACUUCAACAGAGGAGGAAACGACCAAGAAGGCUUAUGUUGAUAAAAGAACACCAGCUCAAAUCGCCUUUGACAAAAUCCAGGAGAAAAGACAAAUCGAAAGAAUUUUGAACAAAGCUUCCAAGACACACAAGCGCAGAGUUGAGGAGUUCAACAGACAUCUGGACACACUGACGGAGCAUUAUGAUAUUCCUAAAGUCAGCUGGACCAAAUAACACAGAAGUCCUGUGGCCCAUCAGCAGGAUGAUGACGUUCAGUUUUUGCGUAUUUGACACAGUCUCUGACCUACCAUUUUAAAUCAACUGAUAUUUAUUUAGCAUCUGUAGACUUUGUAGAUCUACUGAGCUUUAAAUGUGUGGAUUUACUGUCCUCUGUGUUCACUCAGAAGUCAUUUGGAGGUUUUUUUCCCCCUUCUCCUGCAAGAGAUGCAUUAUUUAUGUAAUUUUUUAAAAAAAAUGUAGGUUUCAUUUUGAAAUCUACAUUUAAAAAAAAAAAUCUAAGUAAUGCAUCUCUUGCAGGAAAAAAAAUAUCUGCACAUCUGUACAUAUCUGCACUGAUGUUCAGUAUAAUGGAAGAAACUAUUAGUCCAGAAAUGAAACUUUUCACUUUUCCCUGUAGAAGUACAGAUUGAUUUGACAUGUCUUAUGUCUAUUUUUUUUUUUUAUAUAAAGUUUUGCACCAAAGCUACCAGUCUAAUGUGGUACUCAAACACCAAUUGUACAUUAACAGAUUAAUAAAACAUAAGUCAUAGCCCA
This is a messenger RNA of Ictalurus furcatus (blue catfish), 1077 nucleotides long. It is a transcript of the gene fam32a, whose product is annotated as family with sequence similarity 32 member A. The coding region runs from base 199 to 537 and encodes 112 amino acids. The transcript has 4 exons. The record is from RefSeq and is a predicted model, not a curated record. Lineage: Eukaryota; Metazoa; Chordata; Actinopteri; Siluriformes; Ictaluridae. Gene Ontology annotation, cellular component: nucleolus.